Molecule: messenger RNA, 621 nt
Organism: Arachis duranensis
Lineage: Eukaryota; Viridiplantae; Streptophyta; Magnoliopsida; Fabales; Fabaceae
Exons: 1
Coding region: 1-621 (206 amino acids)
Source: RefSeq, a predicted model, not a curated record
AUGGGUCAGGACAUAAGUGAGUUGAAAAGCUUUAGGGAAGAUGUGAGAUCCACCUUAAGGAACCAUGGUGAAAAACUCAAGAGGAUGGAGUCUCAAGUAGGAGAGCUAUCUCAACAGGCCCCCAAGUCAACUGCAGUGUUCCCUAGUGACACUGAAAAGAAUCCUAAAGGGGAACAAAAGGAAGUGAGAUGGGAAGAAUGCAAGGCCAUCACCAUAUUGAAGGAAGUCUCAGAAGAAGAAGGAAUCAGACCCUCAAAACAGGAGCCAGAAAUCUUGAAGGAAGGUGUGGAAGAAGCUAAGCAAGAAAGUGAAACUGAGCAAGCCAAGGAACUGCAAAAUAAAGGCAUGCUGGAAACAUACCAACCAAAAGCACCAUUUCCUCAGAGGUUAGGAGGAGGUGAAAAAGGGAAAACAUAUUCAAGGUUCCUAGAGACAUUUAAGUCUCUCCAUAUCAAUAUUCCCUUUCUUGAGAUUCUCCAGCAGAUGCCUACACAUAUCAAGUAUUUGAAGGAAUUGCUGAGCAAGAAAAGAGUUUUGAAGGGAGGACAAACUGUAAUAAUGAACAAAGAAUGCAGUGCCCUCAUCAAGAAGGACAUAGUCUCUAAGAAAACAGACCCAUGA